Danaus chrysippus (African queen) is the source of this 2805-nucleotide messenger RNA. The record is from the annotation of a GenBank genome assembly. NCBI's taxonomy places the organism in Eukaryota, Metazoa, Arthropoda, Insecta, Lepidoptera, Nymphalidae.
AUGGUUGAUGUUAUGAUAAAUAAAUAUUUAGAAACACAAUUAGCUUUAGCUAAACAAAGGCAAGAAAUUAAGAACACCAAUGUAGAUUCAGUAUCUGAAAAAAGUCUAAAAGCUGCCAAUAAAAUUGCAAAGAAACAAGAAAAAAUAUGUAAAAACUUAAAAGAGGAAGACAAAACUAUAGAUAAAGUAUUAACGAAACAAUCCUGUCCAUCAGACCUCACUGAUGAUGAAGAAUAUCUACCGCCAUGUAAAGUGGAUGAAUAUGAUCACAUAAUAGAAAUGCCGUCAACUUCACAGAAACAAAAAAUUAAUAAUAAAAUUAUUGACGAUGGUGACAAAAAAUCUUACAAUGAGAGAAUUGAGAGUUGGAAAAAUAACUUGAAAGCAGCCAAAGAAGGCGACUACAACAUUACAUAUAGCUCUGCUGAUAUACAAUAUGUUUUAGAUGGAAGUAUGGACACUGAAGAGAACCACCAAUUACAAAAUGGAUUAUGUGUGCCGAAUUAUAUAUGGAAGCAAUUAUAUAAAUAUCAAAGAACUGGUGUUAAAUGGCUCUGGGAGUUACACCAGGUUGAAAGUGGAGGAUUGCUUGGAGACGAAAUGGGUUUAGGGAAAACUGUCCAAGUAAUAGCAUUCCUAGCUGGGCUUUCUAAAACCGACAGUGGGUCUUGGGGAGGUCUUGGACCUUGUAUAAUUCUAUCUCCCGCCACAGUUAUAUAUCAGUGGGUUUCACAUUUUCACUACUGGUAUCCACAAAUACGGGUCGCAGUUCUUCAUCACUCAGGCUCACAUGCAGGAAGUCAUCAUAAACUUAUCCGUGAUAUGCACUCCUCACAUGGCAUUUUGCUUGUAACAUAUGCUGGCAUUGUGAAAUACAUAAAAGAUCUUUUAUCAAGAAAAUGGCAUUACAUAAUUUUGGAUGAGGGUCAUAAAAUAAGAAAUCCAGAUACCCAAGUCAGUAAAAUGGUGAAGAGGUUUGAGACACCUCAUAAACUUCUCAUUACAGGUUCCCCCAUGCAGAAUAGUUUACAAGAAUUAUGGUCAUUAUUUGAUUUUAUGAGGCCUGGCCUGUUAGGCACUCAUGCUGCAUUUAUGGAACAUUUUGCUGUCCCUAUUACCCAAGGGGGGUAUGCUAAUGCUAGUGAAUUCCAAGAAGCUACUGCAUUAGAAAUUGCAAAGGCUCUUAAAAAUCUUAUCACUCCAUAUAUGUUGAGGAGAACAAAAACUGAAGUUCAAGAUCACAUUCAUUUACCAGAAAAAAAUGAGCAAGUAUUAUUUUGUUCACUUACUCAGGAGCAGAAAGAUUUGUACAUGGGCUAUCUUAUGAGCAGUACCAUCCGAAGUAUAUUAGACAAAGAGAGUAAACACGGAGAACCGAUGAGAGCUAGGAUACUUGUUGCAUUAUCAACUCUUAGAAAAAUAUGUAACCAUCCUGACAUAUAUCUUUAUGAAGCUUAUGAGGAGACUGAUGAUAUUAAUGAAAAAACUUUCGGUAAUUGGAAAAGAUCUGGUAAAAUGUCAGUGGUACAUUCCUUGCUAAAAAUAUGGCUCAAGCAGGGACAUAGAGCUCUAAUUUUUACCCAAUCAAGGGCAAUGCUUUGCAUAUUAGAACAACAUCUGCAAAAUCACAACUUUAAGUAUCUAAGAAUGGAUGGUAGUGUUAAUGUUGGUGUGAGACAGAAUUUGAUUAAAACAUAUAAUGAAAAUCCUGAAUAUUUGGUGUUUUUAGCUACCACAAGAGUUGGUGGUCUGGGCGUUAAUUUAACAGGCGCUGAUAGAGUUAUAAUAUAUGACCCUGAUUGGAACCCAGCAACAGAUAACCAGGCCAAAGAAAGAGCCUGGAGGAUUGGCCAGGAGAGAAAUGUCACAGUUUACCGACUAUUGUCAGCCGGAACAAUAGAAGAAAAGAUAUAUCAAAGACAGAUAUUUAAAAAUUUCUUAAGUAAUAAAAUAUUAAUAGAUCCCAACCAGAAAAAUGUUUUAACAACUAGUAAUUUGCAAAGUUUAUUUACCCUGGAGAAUCUUAAUUGCGACGGAGAUACCGAAACUACUGCUCUUUUUAAGCAUACCAAGGUAAAUAUCAAUGGCAAUAAAAAGGAUAAAAAUGAUUUAAGUAAAGGUAUGUCUUAUUCUAAGAAAAAAAUAGAAGCCAUGAAGAGACGAGCUAGAGAGAUAAGUAAACAAAUCAAAAAGUAUGCAGAAGUAGGAUCAUCAACGUCCAAGGAUCCAAGACAGGCAUAUAAAGAAAAAAGAGAUUUAAUGUUGAAUCCUCCACCAAAAGAAGACGAACCGGAAAUAAAUAUCGUUAAUAAUGAAAUCACAAAUGUGCCAUUUGAACAUGCUCUCUCCGAAUUAGAUAUAGUUUAUCAACAUACAAAGAAGGAUUAUGAAAAUAAUUUAAUAAAAGAAGCUUUAAGUUCAGCAACUGAAAUUCAAGAGAAUAGUGACGAAAAGGAGACAGUAGAACAAAACGUGGUUGCCGAAAAUCCACCAUCAGAUUCAGUUUCUAUAGAAAAUGAUCUACCGACAAAGAAGGAAAGGAAAAAACGUCACUCAUCCCCAGAUCCAAAAAUUGAUAAUUUAGUUGCAAUUAAAAAAGCGAAAAUUGAGAAAACUAAAAAGGACGUCAAGCUCGGUGAUGACGAUUAUGUUUUAAGUAAAUUGUUUGCAAAGUCUGCUGUUAAAAAUGCAUUACAUCACGACGGAGUCGUUGGUUUGGCUGAAAAGGAAAAAAGACACCGAAUUAAAGAAGAUGCUAUUAAAGCUGCCAAAAAAGCUAUAAGGGCUAUAAAAUUUUCUUCCUAA